GGCUGAGUAAGAUCCGCAGUCUCCUCAGAACGGUCCUCGAUGUCGAACGUAAGAUACACUUAUUCUCAAGCUAACACUUAGCAAGUUUUCGCGAGUGUCUCUGCGCGGUGUUCUAGUUUCUAAUAGAUUUAACAGUUCCUUCCUACUUCCCGCUUCAAGUGAUAUUUCGUAGUUGAAGUGAAUAAUUAAUAACAACCUGAUCGGGUGUUUCUAUUGUGUAAUACAGUAAACAUAGGCUUUUUGAAGCUUUAUAUUCUACUGCCAGUGCCGGAGGCUAUCGAGUGCAGUGUGCAUCUUCAGUGAUUUAUCGGAAAUUAUUGCUUACAUGUUGUGAAAUUUUAUUGAAAGUACAGAGCAGCAGUAUUAAAUAUUACCGUUUACUAUCUGGCAUCAUGCCACUUCAUGGUAGUGCCCAUUAUCGAGUGUUGUGCUGAUGCGAAAUUAAUAAUUUAUAACUGAAAGUAAAAAGUGAUUGCUUAAAAUGCGUCCAGUGGUGAAUACUGUUGUCGUUCAAGCAUUUGUAAUUGUAUUUUUUACCAUCGCUAAAAUAUCAGCCAUCACGAACUUGUCCGAUCACGUAACGACGGAUGUACCCAAGGAGAGCACCAGAGGCGAUCUGGCUAAUGAUACGGAGAUCGUCGAUACAACACUGCUGAUCAAAGAAUACGAGAGGACAAACCCUGCCGGCGAUGAGACGACUACAAUUGUCAUUAGCAGCAGUAGCAGUACCAAACCUUCGCAAAACAUUCCAACAGUAGAAAAUGCCACCGUACCGAGUGUGCCAGCUGAAAACAAAACGAUGACCCCGGAGGAACUCCAGAAGCUACUGCUCCCGCCGGCCAAAGUCGAGGCCGCCAUACUGCACUUCAACACAACGGAAGAUACGCAUGAGAAGAAUAUGAACGAUCCUGACUGCCCGUCCCUAGACGAAGCGGACCACAUGUCUCAGACGCAGCUACUUUCUCGGCUCACUCACGUCUGCCGGUAUGAUCGAUUGGAGCGACCGAUGACCAUUCAAAAUGGUACAAAAUUGCCGGUAGAGGUUUUUGCCCGAGCAUACAUCUAUUUCCUCCAAAACUUGGAAGCACAUGACUUGCAAUUCAAAAUCCACGCAUUGCUCCAGCUACGGUUCGUAGAUCCUAGACUAGUUUUUAAACGAGUUGCACCGAACCGUACGGAUCCAAUUAUGGGCGAACAGUCGCUGCGGGACGUGAUUUGGGUACCGCACGUUUUCCUAGCUAACGAGCGCAGUUCAGACAUUCUGGGAACGGCAGAAAAGGACAUUCUGACAUCGAUUUCACCGGAUGGUACUAUCAUAAUAUCCACGCGAAUCAGUGCCACGUUGUAUUGCUGGAUGAAUCUGCAGAAAUUCCCAUUCGAUGAGCAACAUUGCUCCACGGUGCUUGAAAGCUGGAUGUACAACGUUGGCGAUCUUAUUCUGAAAUGGGAGAAAAGCACUCCGGUGACACUGGCCCCAGAGCUACAUCUAACAGAAUAUGUACUUUUAGAUAUGUUUACUAAUGAGACAAUCGUUAAUGCUGAUUUAAGUGAUCUACGACACGGUGCUUUUGCUGGAAACUACAGUUCGCUAAGUUUCACUGUCCAUCUUGCUAGAGAAAUGGGCUUUUACUUAAUGGAUUAUUUUAUUCCCUCGAUUAUGUUAGUAGCGAUCUCUUGGGUUACAUUUUGGUUACAAGCAGACCAGUCUGCACCUCGAAUCACAUUGGGAACCAGCACCAUGUUGACUUUUAUUACGUUAGCUUCUGCCCAAGGCAAAACACUGCCGAAAGUUAGCUACAUCAAAGCCUCAGAAAUCUGGUUUCUGGGGUGUACUGGUUUUAUUUUUGGCAGUUUAGUGGAGUUUGCUUUUGUAAAUACUAUUUGGAGACGAAGGAAAAAUGUUGAGCUGAAGAAAAAGAACAGCAAAUAUAUUUUUAAAUCUCUCACUCCACUCCCUACUCGUAAGGAUAUUGGAGGCUUACAGAAAUCUCAUUCCUGCACUAGUCUAGACGGUCAAGCGACGGUUACUGCUUCGACGAACUCAUUUAACAAUUAUCUAACAGUUCACUCUUUUCCAGCGAAAUCCAGUUCUACACUUCCUAUUAUAACCACUUCCAGUGUAGAUAAUUUGGAUAACCGAAGCGGUAACGUUUCAAUAAGGAUAGAAGAUACCUCGUUGGUCAACGGCGAUGCGAAGAAACCUGGCGACCAGUCCAAUGUGAAUGGAAAUGGUUGGACGACAAUGACACCGCAGGAAAUAGCUAUAUGGAUCGAUAAACGGUCACGAUUUGUAUUUCCGCUUUGUUUCCUAGUAUUCAACAUUUUCUACUGGUCCUUCGUGUACUAUACGUGAUUUAAAGCAAAACAUCGUCGCAAAUCUCAACGUUGAAUACAGCAUUCGCUAACAGAAGGAAAUCGUUGCCAUUGUAAGAUUAAAAUGUGCCAGGUGAUUUUAGUGUAGGAAAACGAUAAAACUAUCGAUAUAUGUAAAUGUAUUUAUGUGUGUAAGUUCUAAUCACAGUUAAAAUAACAGCUUUGUUCACGUUAGCAAUAUUAGUACUAUCACUAAAACGAAUGUAAAAAAUAGUC
Sabethes cyaneus is the source of this 2589-nucleotide messenger RNA. Its product is annotated as pH-sensitive chloride channel 2-like. NCBI's taxonomy places the organism in Eukaryota, Metazoa, Arthropoda, Insecta, Diptera, Culicidae. Gene Ontology annotation, cellular component: membrane; neuron projection; synapse. Gene Ontology annotation, biological process: chemical synaptic transmission; chloride transmembrane transport; nervous system process. Bases 482 to 2353 code for a protein of 623 amino acids. The record is from RefSeq and is a predicted model, not a curated record. Gene Ontology annotation, molecular function: transmembrane signaling receptor activity; chloride channel activity; extracellular ligand-gated monoatomic ion channel activity. The transcript has 7 exons.